Botrytis cinerea B05.10 is the source of this 1783-nucleotide messenger RNA. RefSeq lists its product as hypothetical. The transcript has a single exon. Gene Ontology annotation, biological process: guanine catabolic process. The coding region runs from base 312 to 1682 and encodes 456 amino acids. Gene Ontology annotation, cellular component: cytosol. NCBI's taxonomy places the organism in Eukaryota, Fungi, Ascomycota, Leotiomycetes, Helotiales, Sclerotiniaceae. Gene Ontology annotation, molecular function: zinc ion binding; guanine deaminase activity. The record is from RefSeq and is a predicted model, not a curated record.
GAAUUCUUAUCUCGUCUUAUCAAUUUCAUCUUUUCAUCCAUCAUAUCACAUUACAUUCCAUUCCACUCCGCAGUAUAUUACCGACGCAGGUAGGCACUAGGUAGUAUUACAUGAGAUGGCCCCCCUGAAAUGAUUGGUCUAAUGUCUAAUGUCUAAUGUCUAAUGUCUAAUGUCACGUGUGUAUUCAAACAUGGGAUUGGGAUUGGGAUUGUGAAUUUACUCCGCUUCUACGGGUGUCACUUCAUUGACUUUACGAACCCCAUAUCAAAUCAUUAAGCCUCCCAGAUCGAAUUAUCUUGUCUGCUGCAUCAAUGGCCGCAACUACUACUGCGCCAAACACGCCGUUGUUGAUCUAUGGUUCCGUCAUUCAGUCAGCUAGUGUGGACGUUCUUGAAUAUGUCGAGCAAGGCCUUUUAGUUAUCCAAUCGGGAAGGAUUCUUCACUAUCAGAAGAAUGUCAAGAAGGAUGAGAUCCCUAGCAUACUUGGAAGUCUUGACCUCCAAGCCCUUCUCCCCAGCGUUCGUUAUCUCAAAAGAGGUCAAUUUGUUAUUCCUGGCUUCGUUGAUACUCAUAACCACGCACCUCAAUGGGCUCAGCGUGGACUAGGGCGCGGGCUAGAGAUUCUGGAUUGGUUAGACCAAGUAACCUUUCCAAAUGAGGCGAAAUUCGAGGACCCAGAACAUGCUCAACGUGUUUACAGUUCGUGCGUUGAUGGAUUCAUCAAGCAAGGCAUCACCACCGUAUCAUUCUAUGGGUCUUUGCAUGGUGAAGCGACAAAGAUAUUAGCAAACAUUUGUUUCGAAAAAGGACAGCGAGCUUUCGUGGGGAAAUGUAACAUGAACCGCAACUCCCCUCCUUAUUACACAGAUGCAUCCGCACAAUCCUCUCUUGAAGUUACGAAGGACUUCAUUUCCUAUGUUCGACACAUCGAUCCCAAUUUUGAUUUGGUCAGCCCUGUUCUUACUCCUCGAUUUGCAAUUUCUUGCACCGAUGAACUUCUUGCGGGCAUUGGUCAAAUAGCGAAAGCCGAUCCUACAUUACCCAUCCAAACUCACUUUUGCGAGGCAGAGUCCGAAAAGUCUACCACGUUAUCUCUGUUUCCAUCGUUUACUAACGAAGCGGAUCUAUAUGAAAGUUUCAAUCUCCUUUCUAAGCGCUCCAUUCUCGCACACUGUACCAUAAUGACAGACUACGAGAUAGAGCGUAUUGCUGCACUUGAUUGUGGGGUAGCACAUUGUCCAAUCUCCAAUACCACAGUUGGUGGUGGAUUCAUGGCAGCACCAAUUCGCGAAUACCUUCGUCGUGGUAUCAAGGUUGGUCUAGGAACUGACAGUGGUGGUGGAUUCUCUUCAUCGAUCUUGGAUGCGAUGCGACAAGCUUUCAUAGUAUCCAAUGCGAAAGAUUUCCUCACCAAAGGUGCUGAUCCACGAUUGUCACUGGCUGAAUGUUUCUAUCUUGCUACGCUUGGUGGUGCUCGAGUUUGUUGCCUGGAUCAUGAGAUUGGCGACUUUUCCAAUGGAAAGCAAUUUGAUGCUUUGAUUAUUGACACAGAAAAAGAUGGAGCAAUGACUAUGCUUGAUGAUAACGAUAUACUUCCAGUUCUUUUUGAGAAAUUUUUGAUGAGUGGAGAUGAUCGAAAUAUUGUCGAGGUUUAUGUUAAAGGAAGACAGAUUAAAUUCUGAUCAAAUUUCCAUGCCAUUCUUGGGGACAAAAGGUUUAUUCUUUGAGGGUCAUUUAUAGUAUACUCAGAUAUACUCAGAAUAAUGCGAUACAUACCUACGCA